AUCUUUCACGCUUUCAGACUUCAGUUCAUUGAAUCAGAGUUCAUAUUCCUAAACUUUCGAAAUUCUAAUUGAUAAAUUUGAAUGAAAUAUCAUGACGGGGCGAGGAAGGCCACCCUCAGUUGCACUCCUUACAAAUAAUCAAAGAGGCACGACAGUCCAUGACAUGUCUACCGGGAAAAAGUCAGUGUCCAGUUCAAGUUCCAAGAAAAAAAGUACUUGUGACACGGAGCAACAGAAAGGGAACAAUGAAACUGAAAGUGAGUUGCAAAGUGAAUCGUCUACUUCAGCCUCAUUGCCAUUGCCAGUUGGAGUUGUUCCACUAAGAUCUACAAACACCCAAACAUUAGAUGCAUCUCGUCACUCACGAGAAUCUUCGUCUUCGUCCCUUACUUCAGCAUCUAGUAGUCAUAGUGUACAACAGGAUGUUCAUAUUACUCCACCUGUGACAGAAGGACAUGUCAAGAGGCUUGCCUACGCAUUAUCGUUCUUUACAUAUCAUGGACCUUCAAAGAAAGAAGGAAAUUCACUAUACACCUGCACAGUUAAGGGAUGCAAAAGAGAUAAACCGUUUUCCACCGUAGACAAUUCCAGGGGAAAUCUUCGUGCUCAUGUUAGAGUUACAUUCAGUCGUGUCAUAAGGAGAAGCUAGAGUAAUUCAAUACAGCUUGCAAGGAUCUUGAUGUUAAGAAGGCAAUGACCACAGGUUUACCUAUGCCAACCAAUAACAGUGCCAAGGACAAUCAGAAUCAGUUGGAGGGAAACAACGAAACGCGACAGAAAUCCUUAACUCAACCAAAGACUCAUUUUUCGGGUUACAGGAAACCCUUGACACAGAAGGAAUUGGACGACUGCGUUACGAAAUAUCUUUGUGACGGUGUCUUGCCUGUCUACCACACUGACACAGAAGCUUUUCUAAUGUUGGUGAAAACGUUGGCCCCCGAUGUAAAAUGAGAGGUCGGCAAUUUUUUCGGAAACGGAUUGCAGCCACGUACAGUAUCCUGCACAAAAAUCCGAAACCCGAUUUAAU
Daphnia magna is the source of this 1027-nucleotide messenger RNA. RefSeq lists its product as uncharacterized. NCBI's taxonomy places the organism in Eukaryota, Metazoa, Arthropoda, Branchiopoda, Diplostraca, Daphniidae. The record is from RefSeq and is a predicted model, not a curated record. Bases 92 to 649 code for a protein of 185 amino acids. The transcript is spliced from 6 exons.